AAUUCAAAAUGAUUUUUUAAAGGGGCUUUUAUGCAACCCUAAAUUGUAAAUCUCCGAUCCCUUUAUGCACAUAUUAUUCUUUUCCCCAUAAUUUCUUAGGGCUAUUCCCUCUUCCCAUCAAGAUCAACCGCCGAAUCAUGGUCGUCGUCGAACACUCGUCGAGUGACAGCCAUUGUAAUCGACAUGGGGUUCUGUAUCGAUCCUUCCCUCUUUAUAUCCUCCUUACUCAUCUAAUUGAGCCCCGCAGAUGGCUGUCAAACUACUUUGCGUCUCCGGCAUCCCCUUCAAUUAUUACCUGGUGCGAUUUCUUUUAUCCUGUUUUCUUAAUUUGCGUCUCCGGCAUCCCCUCAAUUUGUGACCGCUUGCUUUGUUUCCUUUGCAGGUACCCCGCAAUCGAAAAUCAAUUGGUUAGGUUUAGUUUAGGGUGCCUAAAUCCACGUCAAUAACACUUGAUGAACAAGGGUGGGCUGGUGGCUGCAUUGGCGAUGAGGAUCAUGGUUUCUUUUUUUCAUUGUGGAAUCGUUGAGGAGAUUAAUAACAACAACGAACCCAGGUUUACAGGCUCGAUCACCGGACAAGAUUUUGAAGUAUGCUUCAUGCCGAAUGACUUUCAAUAUUUAAGGAUGAGAGGCCUAUAGAAUCACGUUGCAGCCAAUAGUUUCUUUGUAGUUUGUUUAUUGUUUGUAUGUUUUAUCUAUUGAGAAUUCUGUUUUGGUUGAAUCCAAUUGAUUAUGAUUGACUCGAGUAUAUAAUAAAAGAGGG
Molecule: messenger RNA, 762 nt
Organism: Linum tenue
Lineage: Eukaryota; Viridiplantae; Streptophyta; Magnoliopsida; Malpighiales; Linaceae
Source: the annotation of a GenBank genome assembly